AGGAGCAGGAGAAUGACGCCGGAAAUAGCCAAUCUGCCGGCGUGGCUGCUGCGGAGGGUGGGCCAGACCGGUCGGUGAGCUGCGGGUGUUGGCUGCAGAAAUACUUGCACUUCUUCCAUCCCCUACUGACCAUGUACAAAUGAUGCAAAAAUGCUGAAAAUUGUUUUAUUGCAGGUAUUUGUUACCAUCCUCCUUUUUUGUUGUUGUUGUUCACCGUUGCUGGCUCACUGUUAAUAUGGAAAACUGCUGUUUCUGCACAGGCCAGAAGGUCUUUCUGUCCAGAAUAAGUCUCAGUUAUAGUUUAGUAUAGAUUGGUCUUCACAAAAUAUUUUAAACACAGAAGUAACUUGAAUAAAAAAAUGUUUAAUCAAGGAAUCAAUUGGGUAUUUGACUUAUUUCAAAAUAUUGUUCCUAUUUUUCUCCAUGAUUUAAUGAAGCAAGGAAUGGCAUAAUCUUUUUUGCAUUAUCCAAACCCAUAGACAAAGUUAACUGACAGCAGAGGAGGAUUUAACACCAUCAAGAAAAAAAAUCCCAGGAAAAUGCUCUUCACUAAUAUCAAACUGUAGCUGAGGCUUACAUUUCAAACUUUGUGUUCUGUGCACUUUGAAGAGAAAAUUGUGGCAGUUUGUGUAUUUAGUUACUGAUAGGUUAAAAUACUAAUGAAUUGUGGAUCUUACCUAGUUCCAAAAAAACCUCCCCUCUGGUUUGAUAGGUUUGGCUUGUCCACGUUCUCUACUUCAGAGAUUUAAACAUGUAGCGCUUCUUUUCACUAGUGGAGGAACGUUUUUUUUAAAAUCAGCUUCGUGUGUAAGUGCAAUCUGAAGCUUAAGGUGCAUUGUAUAAUAUGUAAUAUAAUUAUGGAUGUAUUCAAUAUAAACACACAUUUUUAAGUAAAACAUGCUAUUAUAAUAAGGUAUACUAAAAUAAUCUCUAAAGAUGCUCAAUAUUUCAUGCAUGUUUUGAAAAAAAACCCACAUUUUAAUCACAUGCAAAAGUGACAGACUACAGAAGCCAUUAAAAUCUGUCAUUUUCUUUUACAGAAUUUGCAGUUAUUUUCAGCAGAAUUAGAAGUACAGUGUGUCAUUUUAAUUCCUUUUUUCCUGAAAAUUAAAAUUACAGUUCUUGAUCUUUUUUUGGCAAAGGAAAUAAUUUACAAAAUAACUUGGUGAAUUAGAGAAAUUUAAUUUUAAGAGAAAAUCCAGCCACUUUUACUUCUUUUAAGUGAUUACUGCUUUAUCUUAAUGGGUUCAUGUGUUUAUCAGGGAAUAUGCACUUAAUAAUCACUGCUUGCAGAGUUGGAAUCUUCCACUCCGGAAAUGCCUUCAGGAAUUACUGGAAUUUCCUUACUUCCUACUGAUACCAUGCUAGGUUUUUUUUCCAUGUUGAUUUUUUUCAUCACUUCUAAAGAACACAAAGCUUUAAAGUCUCUGUGUCACCUUUCAAUCUGAGAAUAUUAUCCCAACAUUUAUUAUUGAUAAAUGUCAUUUUUGUGGAUUAAAUGUCGCAACAGGUCCUGUCCUCUUUUUUCUUUUGCUUGCUAAAAUGAUUGACUGAAUAUUAUUUUUCUUUGAAGUUCAGUUAUUUAUGAAAAACCUGUGAGACUCAGUUGCAUUGAAAUUUCUAGGCAGGAACUUGGAAUUCUCUUAGUGUUUUCAAUCUCAGGCAAUCAGUGACAAUCAACACAUUAAUGGAAUAUAAAAGCACAGAACUUGUACUCAGUAUUUAUAGUUUAAUUACAUUUUAAGUGACUCUUGGCUUUUUAGUAGUCAGUCUUUUUAGUUCAUUAGAAGUGUCACCAAAUCCUACAGAUAUGCGUUCCACUCAUACUCAUCUUAGUGAAUGUUAAAUUAGAUGCAGAGUGUAGAGUGGUGUUUUUAAAACUUAUUAACAAGUCAUUAAUUUCUCUCCUUUUGAAUGGACAAGGAAUGAAAAUAGCAAAUCAUCUUGAUUGGGUAUACAGUAUACUCAAUACUAUAAUACUUUUAAUAUUAGAUCUUAGAAUGGUGAUCUUGACCUUUUCAAAACAUAUAUUAAUGCACCCUUACAUUUUGUUUGGAAAAGACCCCCUGAAAGUUCUCUAGAGAAAUCUAUACAAUUACUUCAUCUUCACUGUGCUUAAUUCUUUCAUCUUGGGUACAUAAAAUGUUCUGUAAAAUACCAGGUCUUAAGAUUUCCCUUUUUUAAAAUCCUGGUCCUUAGUAAGACAUACUGUCCAAGCUGGAGAAGGCCAUGUAAUAAACACAAUGUUCCAUUGAAGAACAAUUUAUUUCUCAUAAGUUACCUGCUAUGAAGUACAAAGAUUUAAGUUUUUUUUAAUUGGUGAGUGCUGUAGCACAGCUGUAUUGUGCUUUCAGGUAAAAGCAGAUAGAUUGUUUUACAAUUGGUUGUAACUAAUAAAGUACCAAAUCAGGGUUGAGUUUUGACUAGUUUUGCCAGCUGUGUUGGAAGAGGAGAGAGCUCUUCCAUGCAUGUAUGUCUACCUGCGCAGUGUUACCUCUAAUUUCUGAAUGGCCACUCCCUUGUGCUGGUACAGUCUGGAGCCUCAGCCCCGUUCCAAGGGUUUGGUCCUGUUUAUUGUCAGGCAGACACAGCCCUAAGGGGCUUUUCCUGGCAGAGUACGAGCUGAGCUAUGUGAGAUGUUUAUGUGUGCUCAGUGCUUCCACAAAGCAGAAUUCCCUAGGCUAUUUCAAAGUCACACAUAUUUAUAUGUAUAUUUUUAUCUCGCUAUUAUAAAGUGAUCAAACAGUUUGGUGUCUUUGCCACUGUCUUUCUGGACCCUCAUUUGGGUGUUCAUGCUUCACUGUUAUUACACAUCCUCUCCCUAGUUUGAUAUCUUUUCCUUGGUUAUUCACCAAGAAAUAAUUGCACAUCUUCCACCAUUCUCAACUUCAUUACCAUAUUUAAACUUCUCUAACCAUUUUGUUUAUCAGUUGUAGCAGCUAAGGCUAUUUGGACUGUUGGUUUAGCAAAAUCUUUUCAGCAGAAGUGUUUAUUAAUAUACUCACAUUAUGUGAGUAUGUUCCCAUCAGUGCUUUGGUAGGAACUACAACAGAUUCUGCACAAAAAAAAAGUUCAUCUCUGCUCAAAGGUCACUUCACAGUUCUGUUUCCUUUACUGUUUCUGAUCUGUGGGAUGGAUGUGAAAGUCAUUUCUAGGACAUCUGUUGCAGUGGUUAUGAUUUUAGUGUAUGCCUGAAUGUUCUGAAAAUGUCUGUCCUGAUGUUUUUGGUCUCCUUUAUGAGUUUAACAGUAUGCUGUGUUUAUAGUUUCCUAGUGUAAUAUAUAGGAUUCAACAUAUAUCCAGGUUAUUAAAUUCAUGUCUAAAAGGUCAUUUGAACUUCCUGAAGGAAAAGUAUAAAAAAAUAAAUUAAUGCAUUUCAGCGUCUUCUAGGUACAGAAUUAUAAGAACACUUAAGAAGGAUUGUUGAUGGUGCUAACUAAAAAACAAUCAUAAAUAUGUUGCAUCUUCCAUAUAUCUUUGGAAAGGGAGCAUUAGCAUUGGUGAAGUGAAAAGUUCCACUAGAAAUUCAGUGAGGUUUUGGCAGAUGUUUGCAUGGAAUCAAGGUCAGUUAAACACUUUCUUGUAGCUUUUUACAAAUGCUUAGAUACUAUGAGUAAUGUGUGUAUAACUCAUAUUUUGACUGUGGUCUUAUCAGAGUUCUCAGUGUGGUUACCUGGCAUCUGGGUCAAUGAGCUCUUUAUGUUCUAGACUGCUCCAUCCCUUAGUGUCCUGGGAAAAGGACAGUGCUAAAUCUUGGCAAAGGCUUGUAACCAGGUGAUCCCUCAUGGCCCUUCCAACCCAAACCACUCUAUGCUUCUGCGACAGAGGGGUCUCAUAAACAGCACAGCUAAUGAGGUCUGGGCCCUUAUUACUGGAUUCUGUGACAGAUCAUAAGAAUGCUCUUACCCUCUGAGCUCUCAGGCUGUCCCUUAUUUCAUCCACCAUAAUGACCAAAAGUAGUUUACUAUCCCUGUUGGGGUCUCUAGCUUGUCACAGUGACCCCGAGAAGAGUUUGGAAGUCCCUUUUCCCAGCCCGGCGCUUGAAGAAAGAGUCAGGGCUCCUAAUUUCUCUGUCUCAAGGUUGUUUAUUGUAUCUUAUCUAUAAAAGUUUUCUCCUGUCCUGCUGAGGUCCCCUGUCAUGGGGGACCUCAGCAGGAUAGGAGAAAGAAUUUUAUUUUAUGUCUUUAUACUAAAAACUACGUUUACAAUGUUUACAAUUACUUUCCAAUACCUAUCACCUAUGUUAGACAGUGAGCUUCUACUCUAAACCAAUCUAAAAGUGCCAACAUCACAGCAGAAGAGGGAGGCCAAGAAGAAGAAGAAGAAGGAGAAAGGCUGGACAUGUCCAGAUCCCUUCAUCUUGCCCCCCAGACCUCCAUUCUAAAAACCCCAAAAUCUGCUUUUUCACCUCAUGAUAAAUUUGCUAUCAUUCUACUUAAUUUGUCGUGGCUUGCAGAUCUUCAUCUAAGGUUGGUAACUUGCUCCAUGGGUCAUAAUCAAAACCACAGGCAUUUUGGGCUCUGUGCCAGGGUCUCUGAGACCUCUGGCAGGGGUCUUGGCUGCUCAGGACAGCCAGAGGGAUGUCCUGGGUCCUGGCAUAUCCCCAGCCUUCUGUUCAACUGCUCGCUGCUCUGUGGCCCUACACAGACUGGCCAUUGCUUGCCCCUUGACUGUCAGGCAUGCAGAAUCUGGCCCCUCAGCUGGACACCUGUACAGAUAGUUUUGAGAGGUACAUGUAUGUCCCCUUCACAUGUGUUAUAUGGGGUUGACCUUAAUAACUGUGAAGUUUGUAUCAGUUUUGACUGUAGCAGCCAACUGGCCUUGUGUUUCAGGUGUUAUCCAAUAAAAAUAAGCCAGGGAAAAUGUUUAAAUUUUAACUUUAGGGGAGUUUAGUUUUGGAAUAGUUUUCAGUUGUCUUUGUCAACCAGUUGUUGGUUUGUUGUUUUUUUGGUUUUUUUUUCAGAAAAGCAGGCUAAUAGCUAAGGGGGCAUUUGCCAGUGUAGGACUGUAAAGGUCCAGGAGGAGCAGGGAGGUUUUGCCAGGUGGUGAGAGAUCGGAUCACGCACAGCAGUACUUGUGUCUUGUUCCAGGAGAGGCUGCAAGGCCGGUUGCUCAACAACACACAGAUGUGUCUUAAAAAGGAAAAGUAAGAGAUCCCAGAUCUAAUGAACCCUUUACUGGAGCUUGGUUCUGGGUAAUCCACAAUAAGACAGGCCUUUUAAUGGGAAUCCUGGGGGAGUUUAUGGAGCAAAUAAAAAGAGGGGUGUUCCCCAGCAUUCCUGAACUGCAGACCUCUUCCAUGUAUAUUUGCACCCCCUAAGUUUCUUACCCUUUUAUCAAAUAUUUAUAAAAACCCCUACUGAUCAAAUAUUUAUAAAAUCCCCUACUGAUAAUUAAUAUGGCUUUGUAGAAGAAUGCGUGAAAUAAUUAUAAAUGCCUUGUUUAACAUACCAAGUUUUAGCUGAAUUGUUAAGAGAGUUUGAAGGGCUCUAAAAUCAUCAGCAGAUUCAGUGAAGUGGUACAUUAAUACCAAAAUUAUAAAGUAAGUCAGGAAUUGGCUACAAGACAGCUAGAAAUUGAAUUUAUUAAUAUGUAUUUUUUAAUAGAGAGAAGGGUGAAUUAGGCUAAGUCAUCGCACAGCGUUCAUUACUACAUUCCUUAAUUGUGGACAAAAACAUUAAAGAUGGACUGCUGAAUUUUGCUUUUGAGAAAAUAAUGAGAUACUGCUAUUAGAGAUUAGGAUUAGGAUGCACUAGAUGACUUGGAAAUUGGUCUAGUGAGACAGUGAUGAGGUCUGAACCAUAACAUUGUACAACAAAUCUUGUAUCAGUGAAAGAAAUUUAGGAUCAAACCAGAGUAAAGAGAAAACUGCAAGGAAUAAUAAGGAAAACCAGAAACUCAGCCUUAUAAGUGAACCUUGGAAAGUUUGACAAUUAUUCAUUCUAAUGAAAGUUGAGAGAGGAUAUCAACACUCUUGAUAAUUGUAAGAAUGAAGAAAUAUACAAAGGAAAAUGAUGUCAAAUAACAAUUUUAACAGAAGAACAAAUAUAUGUAAGCAUUAAUAAAUUGAUGUGUAAUUAAGAGGUUUACAGUCUCUACACCAAUGUUCUGGAAUAGAGUAUUUGUGGUAAUAGUGUGGUAAAAGAAAACUUUCUGAAACAUUCAUUGCUUGUAUGAAAGUGAUCAUAUGAUGUCUUGUCUAAAAUAGCAUAGUUCAACUUGAUUACAGUAGAUGUUUCCAUCUUCAUAAUACAAAUAUUACUGUAAUUGGUAAUUUUAUCAUCAGAAAGCAUAUUGUAGGUUGGACCUUGCUAUAGAAAUGACAUGUAAGUGGAGAAAGAUGUCUAGUAUCAAUUGUCAGUUCCAGAAUUUUGCAGAAAGGUUUAUGUUUCUUUUAGAAGAAGUGUUAUUUGACGUGAUGCCAAAUAAACUUUGAAAUUCACUUUCUUUUAUAAAAAAGUUUCAUUCAAAUGUGGGAAACUAAUGUUAUUGAAGCAACUCUGCUUUUGAAGAUUCAGCCUUUUGAGGAGUAGGCUUUUAAAUUCAUAAGAAAAGGGUAUUCUAGAGAAUUCUGACAUAGGAAAAAGUUUCAUGAUUUAUGGAAGUUGGGGUUUAUGAGGCCAUACAUUAUCAGAAUAAAUGGUGGUCUUGUUCUUCUGUAUUUUCCUAGUUCCUCAGGCUUAGAAUGGAAAGAGUGAAUACGUUGAGAUUGUCUGGCCAUGGGAAGGAGAAGAUGCCUGCUCCAAGGGUGCCAGUGCUGGCAGCAAGAUCACUGGAUCUCUUCUCUUCCAGGAGACAUGGAGGAAUAGAUUGAAGAAAACAUGGCCAAUCAACGGGAUUACAUUAGCAGACCUAUUUGCAAUGGAAUUUCUGUUCCUGAAAAUAAAAUCAAUUCCUUAGUGGCUGAAGGUCAUGGACAACAAAUUCUAAAAGUACUACAAAAGUUCAGAGAACAAAAUAUAUUUUUUGAUUUUAAAAUUCGUGUGAAAGAUGAAAUAAUUCCCUGUCAUCGUUGCGUACUGGCAGCAUGCAGUGAUUUUUUCAGAGCCAUGUUUGAAGUUAAUAUGAAAGAACGGGAUGAUGGCAAUGUUACUAUUAGUAACCUAUCACCCAAGGCAGUGAAAGCUUUUCUUGAUUAUGCUUACACAGGAAAAACAGAGAUAACCAAUGAUAAUGUGGAAAUGCUGUUCCAACUGUCGUCAUUUCUUCAAGUUUCACUCCUUUCCAAAGCUUGCAGUGACUUCCUAAUAAAAAGUAUUGAUCUUGUGAAUUGCUUACAGUUGCUUUCUCUAUCAGAAAGUUAUGGGUCUGUCCGCUUGUUUGAUCAUGCGCUAGAUUUUGUACAACACCACUUUUCAUUGCUGCUCAGAUCGAGUGACUUCUUGGAGAUGAAUUUUGAGAUAUUACAAAAAUGCCUGGAGGCUGAUGAACUAGAUGUCCCUGAGGAAGAAUCAGUGUUGAAAGCUGUCCUCCAAUGGACCAAACACAACUUAGAAACACGGCAGAAAUACCUGCCUAAUUUGAUUAAAAAAGUGAGAUUACACCAGUUACCUGAAAAGACUUUGCAGGACUUUCUGCAUUCUGAAGAGCACUUACUUAAGAGUGCUAAUUGCUCCGUAAUAAUCAAUGAUGCAGUUAAAAGUGUGCAGAACUUCAGUGGAUUGUUUCCAGAUGCACGUCCUUCAACAACAGAAAAAUAUAUAUUUGUUCAUAAAACUGAUGAAGAUGGAGAAAACAGACAUACGUUCUGCUACAACAUCAAAACAGAUAAAUGGAAAGAACUACCACAUACGCACAUGAUUGAUCUGCCAGGGUCAAGUUUGUCUAGCUAUGGAGAAAAAAUAUUUAUAACUGGAGGAUGCAAGGGUAAUUGUUAUAGGACUGUCAGGCUUCAUAUUGCUGAACCAUUUCAUGAUGCCACUGACCAAACCUGGUGCUACUGCCCAGUUAGCAAUGAAUUCUCCAUAGUGUCAGCUAUGAAAAAACCAAGGACAAUGCACACAUCUGUUGUAACCUUAAAUCAGCUCUUUGUGAUAGGUGGAAAGACCAGAGGAGCUCAAGAAACGCGGAGUCUUUUGGAUGUAGAAUCCUAUAACCCUCUUUCCAAAGACUGGAAAUCUGUAAGCCAGUUACCAAGAGGUAUCUACUAUCCAGAAGCAAGUGCAUGCCAGAAUAUAAUUUAUGUCCUUGGCUCAGAAGUAGAGAUUACUGAUGCCUUUAAUCCGUCCCUUGACUGUUUCUUUAAGUAUAACGCUAUGACUGAUCAGUGGUCUGAGCUUGUAGCAGAAUUUGGGCAGUUUUUCCAUGCAACUCUAAUCAAAGCUGUUCCAGUGAACUGCACAUUGUACAUAUGUGAUCUCUCCACCUACAAGGUUUACAGUUUUUGCCCAGAAACCUGUGUUUGGAAAGGGGAAGGAUCUUUUGAAUGUGCUGGCUUUAAUGCAGGGGCAGUUGGGACAGAAGACAAAAUUUAUAUACUAGGUGGUGAUUAUGCUCCAGAAGAAAUCACAGAUGAAGUUCAAGUCUACCACAGUAGUAGGUCUGAGUGGGAAGAAGUUUCACCAAUGCCAAGAGCCUUAACUGAGUUUUACUGUCAGGUCAUUCAGUUUAAUAAAUAUAGGGACCCCUGGUCACCUGUACUGACAAUUUGCUCUGGAGAAUUUUGAAACUCCCAAGUUAAAAGAGUCUAUUUAAAUGCACAAGUUGUAGAAUAGUUUUUAAGUAUUAGUUUACAGAUGGAGAAAUAUGUACUUAUUUGUUUAAAUUUUCAGUUUUGAUUAAAUGCUGUAGGAUUGCUUUUGGAAGACUCCAUUAAAAUGUCAUUCAUACUAGUCAUUAUACAGACAGUAUUAUAUACUUAAUUUUAUAUACAACUCUUCUCUGUAAUGAUUAGAAUAAUUUAAAAAAUUAUAUUAAUUUUCCAAAAAGAAUAUUCAUGAGGAAUUAGUUGUGUAAUAUGUGUCAUUAUUUCUGUAAUAUUCACAGUUGUCCCAAUAGACAAAUUGCUAAAUGAGAAAACUGAUUGUGUACUCUUUUCCCUAUGUAACUGAAGUUUAAAAGACAUUUUCAUUAGUGCGAUUCAGAUUUUCUAUGUUCAUAAACCUGUAAGAGGAAUACAUUGUCAGCUUUAUCUUAUCACAAUGACCUUAGCAAGGACAAGAGCCAAAGUGACCUUCACAGUAUUAAAACCAGGUAUUUAACUUGAAGAGACUGAUAAUUCCUGGCAUCUUACUUCAGCUCUUCAGUUUUGCCAGUUUUCCUCCAUCCUUGUGCCUUAGUAGUAGCUUUAUUUUCUGUUUCCAUGCCAUUAACUGUGGCAAAGUAAGCUUCAAUAACAUACUGCAGGGUAGGUAAGAUUUCUACAGGACAGAUGAUUCAUGUGAAUACCUUUGCUUCAGUCAUGUUGCUAACUAAAGAAAGAAGACUUCAGGAUGUUUUCUGUCGGAAGUCUUCAUCUCUGAAGUCUUCAGUGCUACCUACUAAGCAGUCACUAGGCUGCUUAUAGCAGCAAGCGGUAAACUGAACCGUAGCUGUUGCUUCCGUUAACUAUGGGAAAAUGUUGUAUCUUGUCAUACAUCAAAUAUAAAGUUACAAAACUACACCCCCAUAUUAAAAGGCAAUAGUAAAUAGUAUUUCUGAUGUGAGAAAUCAUCUCUUGUGGUUUAAAUUAAUUAAAACACUUUAUCUUGAACUUCAUUGUAUUUUUUAGAUGAAAAAAUAUUACACAGUUAACACUUCACAAUAUAUUGCUUGAUAAACUUUAAGUAGUCAGCUAUGAUAAUGUUAAAAUUGUAAUGGACUUUUAGUGCUAAUAUUAGUCUAGCCAUAUAUUCUGAAGUAAAUUUGAUCUCAUGCUUACAAAGUCAGUCUUCUUUCUGACAGGAGGACACUGAAAUUAGCUAGGUUUCAUAAAUUAAUUUGGAUUCUUCCACAGCCUGAGAAUUUCCUUUCUUACCAGGUAUCCAGAUAAGACACUGAGAGCCCUUAUGUUCCCUAUAAGUGUUGUGAAAGCAGUAAGGUUGUCUUCUGCCAGACAGAAAUCAUGAUUCUAAACAUUUAAUCACAUCUUUUCAAGAAGUUUAAAUAAUUAAUAAAAUUUAGUGAGGCAUCAGAGGCAUCUUUUAUAUGUCUUGAGACAAUUGUGGUAAGUUCAUUAUCACAUCACUACUGCAUGUACUUUUUGUAAAACCCAAGCUGAAUAUUAAUGCUUAAAGCUUAAUAUUGCCUAGAACAGGCUUCUGUUUUAAACAGUAAACAAUGGAAGGUUCUGAUUCUGUGACUGACUCUGUAAUUUGUUAAGAGAUACCCUUACAAAUUUAGAUAACAUUCAUCAUAGCAAUUUUCAUAAGCAUGUAAAAUAAAAUCAUGUAUAUUUGGAAUAGAGCAGGACCCUUCCACUCAGUAAUUUCUGUAUAUUAAUAUGUGUGUCAGUUCUGUAGAAGUUAGUAGCUUGCUACAGUAUUUCAGGCAACUUCCCCAUUUAUUUUGUUUUUUUUUUUCAUAAUAAGUCUCCAUAUUUUAACUAAACGUAGCUAGGUAACCUCUACAAUCACCUUGCAGAAAUGCAAGUAUUUUUAUAUUGGGACACAACUACUUUUUGUUAGUGCAAAGCAAAUGUAUUGAGUAGAGAGAGGAAGAAUACUGUUCCUACUUACUGAAACAAUAGGAAAAAACCAAACACAUAGGAAAAUGAGAGUUUUAGUUUUAAUGAAGCUACUCAGGGUAGCAUAGAGACUUCAUUAACCAUUAAUUAUUGCAACUUGUCACAUCAUUGGAAUAAAACGCCCAAUUCACCUUUGCUUAUGUAUUUGUGUUGUGUUUAUACCUGAGUAAUAUGAGUAUACAAUUUAUGCAUUGAGAAAAGUGACAUAAUAUGCCCGUAGUACAUGGGUAUAAAUAGCUAUGCAAAUUGAAAGAGACUAGAGAAUUGCAAGGGUGUUUUAAUUGCCACUGUCAUGACCAGAUUGCUGGGUCACAUAAACAGCAAGCGAGUGAGUCAUUCAGGUGAUGCUCUUUCCUCUAAGUUUUUGCCUACGGCAGAUCUUUUUGGCAGUCUUCCACCCAGCUACUUGCUAUAAGACUCUGGCAUCUGACAUCAGACAGAGCAAUGACGUAUGUGAGAAAUUCCUCAGUGCAGAGAAAUUAUAGACAGUGAAAACUGACUGUAGCUGAACUGGGAAAACAGACAUGCUUCUUUAAUAUUCUACACUAUACUUGUGCAGGAACUAAUGUCAGUUCCCAGUCUGAAAAAUCAUUCACGGAUUUCACAGGGAGGUGAGCUCUUACUCAGUGAUCAGGAAAUAAUGUAGUAAUGUCAGUUACUUUCUAGUAUUGCUUACAGAAAAGUUACUGUGAAAUGGUACUGAUUUUCUGCAGUUAGGCACGUCAACCUGUACUACAGCUCUCACAGAAGGAAAAAGGAUCAUUUGCCACAUUUCCACAUACAAAUUAUUAAAUCUGGUAGCAGAACAGAAUGCAGAAGAAGCAGAAGUGUUAGGAAGUCAUGUUUAAAAACAAGGCUUUAUCAUAGAAGAAAGGACCUAUGUUCCAAACCCUGUGAUUAAUUGCUAAAGAUGUAAGAAAUCUCAGUGAACUACACAAAAAAAAAAAUAUUUCCUUGAGUAACUGUUGUAGUCUGGAUCAAACUGAUUUUUCAGUCUACAGAGCAUUUAUGCAAUUAAAAAAAAAGUCACAAAAUUAAUGCAAAGUGAGUUUUUAAAAAUCUUUUAUGACUUUUCAAAGCUCUUUGAAUCAAAGCUUUAUGAAAAAGUACCUUCCUCUAAAGAUAGUAACUAGAUUAACGACUAUGUACGUUCUCACUGAAAUAGAGUGAUGUUUAAACAUACAAAAUGCAUGUAAAAUUAUAAUCUACUAUUUGCACUUAAAUGAUGUAACCAAAACAUUUCUAAUAGUAUUCUAUUUUAUGUCACAGAAUACAUUAUAAGCAUGACCAGUAUAAUAUACACGAAGAUAAUAUAUAUUGUAUGUGGGAUUUUAAUAUCCAAUGAUGAUUAUAUUGGAUAAUCUUAAUUUUUAAAGAAUGCUAUCAAAAUGUUAUGGCACUUUGGUAAUGUUAUCAUACUGGUUUAGUUGUUAUAAUAAAUAUCAAUUAUUCAGGUAUUUUAUUGAUUAUGUUUGCACAGACCUGAUGAUUAUUAUUUAAGGACUAAUUAAUCUGUUUUCUAUAUUCUAAAUACAUUUGUAGUAAGUCAGUUUACUGCUGUUAAAAUUCGUUAUAUUCACAAAAUUGAGUAGAUUUUCUGGGUCAGAUUUAUUUAUGUUAUUACUCUGUGAAGAAAACUGUUUACCUCCUGUGGUUAGUAAAGGGUAGUAGGUAAGGUAUAGGCUAUAGAAUGUGCUGACUGCAGUUCCUAAUGUGGAGAUUAAUUUUAGAUGUUUCUGUUUGUAGGUGACCAACAGGAGGCAGCAUAAGAUCUCUUUUAAUUAAAACAGACUGAAAACAGGGAUGUAUUUGACAAUAUUUAUAGUUGAGCAUUAUGCUCAAUUUACUUUUUUCCUUCUAACAGCCAGUAAAGCAUAGAGAACAGUAACAUUUCGCUGCUGCCUGGGCUCUGCUGAUAUGUGGAAAGUAUGAUACUACACAUUUGCUGAGAUGUUCAUUCUUUUGUGAAAUAAAGCACUGAGCAACUGAA
Messenger RNA from Melospiza melodia melodia, 12653 nucleotides. It is a transcript of the gene KBTBD3, whose product is annotated as kelch repeat and BTB domain containing 3. The transcript is spliced from 4 exons. Gene Ontology annotation, molecular function: protein binding. Lineage: Eukaryota; Metazoa; Chordata; Aves; Passeriformes; Passerellidae. The coding region runs from base 6822 to 8666 and encodes 614 amino acids. The record is from RefSeq and is a predicted model, not a curated record.